AUGAAACUCCCAACUGAGAACAGGGUAAUAACAGUGAGAGGUGAACAAAGAGGAUCCAGAGAAUGCUACCUGAGCUCUAUUAGAAAGGUUGAGCCCCGGGACGUACAUGCCAUCCUGAUUGAUGUGGAUAUGGCAGACGUCCCAAGCGAGGCUCCUCCUGAACGAGAGGAUGUUGACAUGAUCGACGCACCUCCCGAGCACGAAGAACUCUCCAUGAUCGAUGAGAUCGAUCUCCAUUUAACUGAACAUGAAACCCGAACAACUCCGGUUGAGGAACUAGAAAUCUUCCCGAUCGACCCUGCUACCUCGCGAAGGCGACAUGGUGGGCAUAGACCCCAAGGACAGCUGUCACCACCUAAAGAUAGAUCCUCAAAUUGCCCCGCAUCGACAGAAAAGAAGAGCCUCAACCCGAAAAGGUAUGAGGCUCUGAAGGAAGAAGUGCAGAAGCUCAUCAAGAACGUCUUCAUUAGGGAGGCCAUCUACUCGAAGUGGGUCUCCAACCCGAUACUCGUUAAGAAGCACAACGGUAAGUGGAUGGUAUGUAUCGACUUUACGAAUCUCAAUAAGGUAUGUCCUAAAAAUAGCUUCUCACAUCCGAGAAUUGAUCAAUUGGUAGACUCCACCGUCGAGCAUGAGCUCCUGAGUUUCAUGGAUGCCUACUCGGGCUAUAACCAAAUAUCCAUGUACCUGAUCGAUGAGGAGAACACCUCAUUUACCACUAACAGAGGCCUUUAUUGCUACAAGAUGAUGCCCUUUGGGUUGAAAAACACCGAGGCCACCUAUCAAAAGCUUAUCAACAAAAUGUUCGUGGACGUCAUUAGCAAAAAGAUGGAAGUCUACGUUGACGAUAUGCUUGUGAAAAGCCUGAAGGUAGACGACCAUGUGAAGCACUUGGAUGACACUUUUCGAACCCUCAGAAGGUACAGGAUGAAGCUCAACCCUCUCAAGUGCGCUUUUGGCAUUGCCUCUGGUAAAUUCAUGGGGUACAUGGUCAAUCAAAGAGAAAUCGAAGCCAACCCUGAAAAGAUCAAUGCCUUACUCGAGAUGAGAUCACCCCAAAAACCCAAGGAAGUCCAAAGUCUAAUGGGACGAGUGGUAUUGAAAGUUGGGAAGAAGUUAAAAUGGAAUGAGGAAUAUGAAGAGGCCUUCCAAGGCCAGGAAAGGCAUCUAGGGCAGGCCCCCCUCCUCUCCAAGCCAAAGCCUGGCGAUAUCUUUCAAGUAUACUUGGUCGUCUCUAAUGAGGCCAUCAGUGUGGUCCUAACCCGAGAGGAAGGAACAACCCAACUUCCUGUGUAUUACACCAGCAAGGCACUCCUAUCUCCGAAAACUCAUUAUUUCGAUAUGGAGAAGCUAGCCUUAGCCUUGAUCACAGCUUCUAGGAAGCUGAAGCCCUACUUUCAAGCACACACCAUUUACCUACUGACCAACUUCCCUUUGAGGCAAGUGUUACAGAAGCCAGAUGCCUCGAGAAGACUACUGAAAUGGGCAGUAGAGUUAAGUGAAUUUGACAUUGUCUUCGAGAUAAGGGCGUCAUCAAGGAACUUGUUCGUGGAUGGUUCGACUGGAGACACGGAUUCGGGAGUUGGGGUAGUCCUUGUCAGCCCAGAAGGUCACAAGUUGAACUCAACCGUGAGAUUUGGAUUUAAGGCCACCAACAACGCUGCUAAGUAUGAGGCACUCCUUGUGGGCCUCAGAUUAGCCAGAGAAAUGCAAGUUAGGAGGCUACGUAUCAACAGUAACUCCCAGCUGGUGAUCCCUCGCCUCGAGAACACACAUGCAGAUGCACUCUCUAAACUCGUGAGUAGCAAGGACUCCGAAUUGCUUGCGAUAGUCCUACCUAUUAACAAAGAUGAGGCCUACAAAUUGAGAAGGAGAUUAGCUCAUUUCCUCUUCAUCGAUGAUGUACUCUACAAAAGAAGCUUCUCCUCUCCACUUCUUCGCUGCGUGGGGGGAGACGAGGCCACAUACAUCCUAAGGAAAAUCCACGAAGGUGUUUGUGGCAAUCACUCGGGAGGGUUAGCUUUGGCACAAAAGGUACUGAGACAAGGAAAAUUAGAUGCAUCAAAGGGAGCCUGGGUUGAUGAGCUGCCUCAAGUGCUUUGGGCGAUCCGAACUACCACCAAAACUCUCAUGGGGGAAACUCCUUUUCUCAUAGCCUAUGGAACUGAAGCCAUGAGCCCAGUCGAGGUCGGCUUAGCAUCACCUUGUCAUCUACACUUCAGCGAAAUAUCUAAUGACGAGCUACGGAGGUUCAACCUUGACUUCAUUGAUGAAAGAAGAGAUGACUCCCCGCUGAGGUGA
Molecule: messenger RNA, 2301 nt
Organism: Olea europaea var. sylvestris
Lineage: Eukaryota; Viridiplantae; Streptophyta; Magnoliopsida; Lamiales; Oleaceae
Exons: 7
Coding region: 1-2301 (766 amino acids)
Molecular function (GO): nucleic acid binding; RNA-DNA hybrid ribonuclease activity
Source: RefSeq, a predicted model, not a curated record